AAUAAAAACCCCUUUUAACCUCCGAAUGAUCUGACUGCAAAAUAACGAAAAGGAGCAUUUAUCAAAGCACGGGAGGAGGCUCGGAGGACCCAGAAACGGCAAUGAACCAGAAAGCGGCCGUGACGUCACAAAACAAAACAGUGACAAGUGACCAUGGAUGACAUUAUUGCAGAUGAUGAUUGGCAGAUGGUCCCUUAAACUACCAUAUCGCUGGCGCAGAUACCUGCUCUUGGUGUUACACAUCUUCGAUCCUUACCUUUGUAUUGUUUUUGGGUGGCUUCAUAAUCUUUCUAAGAUGAUAGCUUGUAUGACAUAUGAAGGUGCUCUUAGUGAGCCGGAGGAUUUCCCAAAGACCGAGGAGCCAGUCUGGUUGUUAGGCAAGGAGUACUCUACUCAGACAGAUCUGGCAGCUCUGCGGAGCGAUGUGCAGUCUCGGCUAUGGAUGACUUAUCGACGGAACUUUGCUCAAAUUGGAGAUUCAAACUUCACCUCUGACAAGGGUUGGGGCUGCAUGCUGCGCUGCGGACAGAUGGUGCUGGCGGAGGCCUUGAUCCGGAGGCAUUUAGGGAGAGACUGGACCUGGGAGUCAUCCACCAGUGAUGAGACCUACCUCAGGAUACUGAGUUUGUUUGAAGACCACAAGUGUGCCACCUUCUCUCUCCACAUCAUGUCACAGCUGGGGGUGGAUGAAGGCAAGCCGAUCGGGGAGUGGUAUGGCCCCAACACAGUUGCACAAGUCAUCCGAAAACUGGUAAUAUUUGAUGAAUGGAAUAACUUCAGUGUUAAUGUUGCCCUGGACAACAUUGUCAUCAUGGAUGAAAUCAAGUGCAGCUGUCAGGUUGAAGGUGAGAGAGGAUGGCGGCCACUGCUCCUUUUCAUUCCACUUCGACUAGGACUCUCUGAGAUGAAUCCUGUGUAUUACUCAGGCAUUAAGAAAUGCUUUAAGAUGCCCCAGUCUUUAGGUCUCAUAGGUGGAAAGCCCAAUCAUGCUUCCUACUUUGUGGGCUUUGUUGGUGAUGAGGUAGUGUACCUAGAUCCCCACACAACCCAAGAAGCUGGUAGUGUGGCCAAGAAGGCAACAGAAACAGAAGUGGAAACAGACAAGUCUUACCACUGCAUGUACGCACAGCGAAUGCCCUUUGAACAUCUAGAUCCAUCUUUGGCAUUGUGUUUCUACUGUGGCACAGAGAAAGAAUAUGAUGACUUGUGUAACCGAAUGCGCCAAGAACUUAUAGACGCUGAAAAGACGCCUCUAUUUGAACUUGUACCUACGCGACCGGACUACAUGAAGGAUGACAGUUCCUUAGAAGGAGCUUCAGGAAGAUGUAUGGAGCUAGAGGAUCACCAUUUAGAAUCAGAGGAUGAUGAAGAAUUUGAAGUCUUGCAGUAAGGAUCCAGACUGAGGGUCAAAUUCAGUCAAAUGAUCUCUGUAGUAUUUUCAGUGGUUAUCACUUUCUGUGAGGAUGUUUGAGAUUUAAAGGUUAUGUACAUUGCUCUUGAUUGAAAAAUGGUAUAAGUAGACAUGUGGCAUGUUUGUUACUGAUUCCCCUAAUCAUUAUGCCUGACGUUUUCAGUUGGAAUUUCUUACUAUAUUUGGAGUAUGGAUGCCCAUGUACACUUACAUGUUCAUAAAAACAAGCAUUCCUCUCACUAUGUACACAUGCACUCACAUCACAUCACUCCACACUUACAUUCACACCUAUGUACUCUUUUUUUUAGGUAUUUUUUCUUCUCUAGUUAUCUCAUGAAUGAACAUUACUAUGAUUUUUUUGUAUUAUUUUUUUAAUGUGCUUAAUAUUUAAUAUUUGUACAUGUAUUCAGUAUUGAAUUUAGAUGAGAUUGAUUUAUAAACUUUGUUAUGUGGUUGACUGUAAUGGUUUCAUUAGGACUCCAGACUACAACUGUACAGUCUUGAAUCUUGUUUACAGUUUGAAAUUCCAGCUCACUUUGAUUAUUCCACAGUAUUGCAUUCUAUAUAGAGAGAUGGUGGUAUUUUUUAAUGAUUUCUGGUAUGCAUUCAAACCCUCUGUUGAAUAUAGGUGGCAGGUAUUUUUGGUAAGGAAUUGCCUUGGCACACUUACAGUUACAACUUACUUGCUCAGCAUACAUUGAGAGAAUUGUAAAAGCAAUCCCAAAUGUUCUUUAAUGUUUUGAAGAGAACAACUCAGGUUAAUAGCAGCUUUGAUGAUCAAAAGCGCCAGAUGUGUUUGUAUGUGUGUAUUAAUACUUAUGAAAAGAGAUGUAACAGAGGUAUGAUUUGAGAGACACAUCAUUUUAAAUUCCAAAGCAAUUUGAUUUGAACAUUCAGUAAAGAAAUUAAGUCAUACGAAAAUUACCUGUUUUUUCUUAUAGGGAACAAAUUCUGCAUGUGGAAGGACAAGUAAUUGUAAACACGUUAAGUUUAUACAAUGGUAAAUUACUAUUAUGAGUUUCAGAUGACUAUUUUGCCUCUUCGAAUAUAUAAAAUAAAGUUAAAUAUUAAGAAAUUAUAAACAGUUGGAAUGAAAAUUAAGAUUCCAGCAAAGUCAAGUAAAAGUUAUUGUAGAAGUAAGAUAAAUCCAAAAAUUAUAUAUAAUUAAAUAAGGAGAUAUUUGUUUGUGUCAGACUGAAGCUUCAUAUUUUGUUGUGUAUUUCUGAAUUUGAUAUUAAAAUUAAGGGCAUUCCAGACGUUUCCCUGAAAUGUUGGACAGAAUGGUGCCAGUUCUGAAGGACAAACUGGUUUCCAAGACUACAGACCAUUAAAUAUAUAUUUUUGAAGUAAUGGUGUUCGGGAUGUCUGUUGGUAUUUAAUUAGGCUUUUUUUUGUUUGUCAGUAUUGUGAGGAUUAAAUAUUGUUUCUUAUUACAUUAUUUUUCAUUUACUUUUAAUUGUGAGAUAUUUACAAAAUUCAUCAAGAUACGAAUUUAAUGGUAAUCUGUACCUCUAUUUUUUCAUCAUUGGUGUGAUUUACUCGUCUGCACAUGGAUUAGCUUUUAUGCAUGAAGAAAACUGAUAUUGAUGGUAAUAGCAAUAUCUUUUUCUGUAUUGUGGAUGUGUUUCACUCCAAAUACCUGGCUUGAAACUUAGGACUUAAAAAAACCUUAUUUACUUUAAAUGUCAUUGAAGGAAAUGUUUGUAGCAACUGUGUGUGGUAAAGUGUGUUCAGUAUGAACAUAGUGAAUGUUAUUGUCAGUUUUCCUCAUUGAACUGUCAGCUAUAAUGUUACUGUAAUUCAGACUACAACCAGAUGCACAGUUUCAUUUGUAUUUUCAGACUUCGCUUCUUGUUGCAGAUUACUGUUAAGCAGAAUAUGUAAAUAUUUUUGUAUAUAUGAUUUGGAAAGAAAUACUAGAAUAUUUGUUGAUCUGUUUACAUUUAUAAAUGUAUCAGUAGCUGGAGUUAAUUAGGCAUAUAUUUAUGUAUUUGAAAUCUUAUCCAACAGAGAGAGAGAGAGAGAGAGGUUGCCUUGAAAGAAAAAAGAAUGGCUUUACUUUUAGAGUUGAAUCAUUUUUUUCCUUCCUUUUUUAUUUUGAAAGAAACAUACAUCACAUACCUAAUAAACAUCUUAAAAAUGUAAAGAAAACCUCUUGCAACAUGGAACUUUGAUGGAUGUGAUUAAGAGAUAUAGUAAAUAUUAUUUUCUAGUUACAUGAUGGUUUACCUUGCCAUGGCUUGUAAUAAAGAAUUUCAUUUUG
This is a messenger RNA of Penaeus monodon (black tiger shrimp), 3674 nucleotides long. It is a transcript of the gene Atg4a, whose product is annotated as cysteine protease ATG4B-like. The transcript has 11 exons. The coding region runs from base 158 to 1390 and encodes 410 amino acids. Gene Ontology annotation, molecular function: protein-phosphatidylethanolamide deconjugating activity. The record is from RefSeq and is a predicted model, not a curated record. Lineage: Eukaryota; Metazoa; Arthropoda; Malacostraca; Decapoda; Penaeidae.